Molecule: messenger RNA, 1389 nt
Organism: Miscanthus lutarioriparius
Lineage: Eukaryota; Viridiplantae; Streptophyta; Magnoliopsida; Poales; Poaceae
Source: the annotation of a GenBank genome assembly
AUGGAGGCGGCGCUAGUGGAGCGGCUGGAGGCGGCGGUGGCGCGGCUGGAGGCCGCCGUGGCCUCCGGCGCCUCGCUCGCGGCGGCGGCGCCGCGGGACCUCGACGCUCCGGAUGCCCCGUCGGAUCCGGUCAUCGUGGCCUACGACGAGUUCGUCGCGGAGGCCGUCGGGCGGCUCACGGCCGCGGCGGAGAAGAUCGGCGGGAAGGUGCUUGACGCCACCAAAGUGCUCGCCGAGGCAUUUGCUGUCGCCAAGGACCUGCUCGUACAGGCCAAGCAGCUCCAGAAACCAGCAUCAAUGGCUGAUGCACAGGGCUUCUUUAAGCCCCUCAGUGAUGUUAUUGCAAAAGCAACUGCAAUGACCGAAGGAAGGAGACCAGACUAUUUCAACCAUUUAAAGAGUGUUGCUGACAGUCUCCCAGCUUUGGCUUGGGUGGCAUUCUUAGGAAAGGACUGUGGCAUGAGUUUCCCAACAGCACAUGUAGAGGAAAGCUGGCAGAUGGCUGAGUUCUAUAAUAACAAGGUUCUUGUGGAGUACAGAAACAAAGACCCAGAUCAUGUUGAGUGGGCUAAAGCAUUGAAGGAUCUAUACAUGCCUGGUUUGCGGGAUUAUGUUAAAAAGCAUUACCCUCUUGGUCCUGUCUGGGGUCCUGCUGGAGGUGCUGUUGUUUCCCAACCAAAGGCUGCUGCUCCCACACCUAAAGCUCCAGCGGUUAAGGCCCCCCCUCCACCAGCUCCUCCUGCCGCGCCUCUUUUUAGCACAGAGAAGUCUCCAAAAUCUUCAAAGCCUAAAGAAGGGAUGUCUGCUGUCUUCCAAGAGAUUAGUUCAAAACCUGUGACUGCAGGGUUGCGAAAGGUUACUGAUGAUAUGAAGACUAAAAACCGUGCUGAUAGAAGCGGUGUUGUCAGCAGCACUGCUACUACUCCUGCUGCCGCUCCUGAAAAGACUUCUCGUGCGGGGUCCUUCUCUUUCAAAUCUGGACCCCCCAAACUGGAACUUCAGAUGGGACGCAAAUGGGUGGUUGAGAAUCAGGUUGGCAAGAAGACCCUUGCUAUUGAUGAUUGUGAUUCCAGACAAUCUGUCUAUGUGUAUGGAUGCAAGGAUUCUGUCCUUCAAGUAAACGGCAAGGUUAACAAUAUCACUGUUGACAAAUGCACUAAAUUUGGAAUCGUUUUCAAGGAUGUUGUAGCAGCUUUUGAGGUUGUCAACUGCAAUGGCGUUGAGGUCCAAUGUCAGGGUACGGCACCGACAAUAUCAAUUGACAACACAUCUGGAUGUCAAUUAUACUUAAGCAAAGAUUCGCUGGGAGCUUCAAUUACUUCUGCUAAAUCUAGUGAAAUCAAUGUGAUGGUUCCAAGUGGUGGCACUGACGGUGAUUGGAGCUUUUAG